AUGACAAUUGGGAACCAAAGUAAAGUUGUCCGUCGACUCUGUCUACAAGGUGUCAAAGAAGAAAGUUCAACAGUACUGGCAGAAGGUCUCGUGUUGUCCCAUGUCCGAUCACUUAUUGUGGUUAGAGGUUCAAUGGAAAUCCCUUCUUUGGAGGAGUUCAGACAUCUGCGUGUUCUUGACUUGAUGGAUUGCUCCGAAUUGAAAGAUCGUCAUCUUGAAAAUAUAGUGAGGUUGUUCCAGCUGAGGUACCUGAAUCUCAAAGGUACAGAAAUAAGCAAGCUCCCAGAACAAAUUGGUUGUUUAGGAUGCUUAGAAGUGCUGGACGUAAGAGGGACUUCUCUAAAGGAAUUGCCUGCGUCUAUUGUUAAUCUCAGAAAAUUGUUGCAUCUACUUGUUAGUCAUGCUGUGAAAUUUCCUGAUGGGAUUGCGAAGAUGCAAGCACUGGAAACGUUGGAAGAUGUGAGGAUCUCUGUUCAGCCAUUUGACUUCCUAUGUGGCCUUGGUCAACUAAUGAAUUUGAGGAAUCUGCGGCUUAUCAUUGAUUUCAGAGUUGAAUCUGACACUGAGGAUACAAAUGCGCUUCGGGAGGACCGCAACAAAGCUAUCGUCUCCUCCCUGUGUAAGCUAGGCACCCAGAAUCUGCGCUCCCUGACUAUUUGGCUUCAGCGCAACCUCUUACAUGGGGAAUCUUUGUGCCUGCCUACCCUUGAGGACCUUUCUUUCUAUUUGUCGGCCUUCCCACAGGUUCCAGCAUGGAUGGGCUCCCUCAGAAACCUCCAACGGCUACGCCUUGCUGUGGAGAGGCUCAAGCAGGACGACCUCUGCACCCUUGGGGCUUUACCCAGUCUGCUCUUUCUGGAUCUGAAUCAAACAGAGUCAAACAGAAAGCUCAGAUUUAGUGAUGAAGUUGGGUUCCGAUUCUUGAAUACUUUUAUUUAUCACGGAUAUCUUAAACCAGUAGAUCUGAUGUUUGGGACAGGGUCCAUGCCGAAGCUUGAAAAACUAGAGCUUCAUGAGUUUCGCAUGGUUGAAGCUAACUCUCUUGGCUUUGGAAUUGAGAACCUCCCCUGCCUCACUAGUGUCAAAUGCAUUGGUGUUAAGGGUGAUGAUGACAUAGUUGAAGCCGUGAAGACUGUCAUGGAGAGAGGAGUCAGCACACAUCCCAACCACCCUAGUCUACUCUUUCAGAAAUUGCUACUUUGA
Molecule: messenger RNA, 1203 nt
Organism: Triticum turgidum subsp. durum (durum wheat)
Lineage: Eukaryota; Viridiplantae; Streptophyta; Magnoliopsida; Poales; Poaceae
Source: the annotation of a GenBank genome assembly